Molecule: messenger RNA, 3986 nt
Organism: Coregonus clupeaformis (lake whitefish)
Lineage: Eukaryota; Metazoa; Chordata; Actinopteri; Salmoniformes; Salmonidae
Product: transmembrane anterior posterior transformation protein 1 homolog
Exons: 15
Coding region: 107-1975 (622 amino acids)
Biological process (GO): maintenance of protein localization in endoplasmic reticulum; positive regulation of cilium assembly
Cellular component (GO): ciliary basal body; endoplasmic reticulum membrane
Source: RefSeq, a predicted model, not a curated record
GGUUAUAUGUUUUGUACUUUCAAACGGUCCAGUUGGUGGCGGCAAUUCAACUUUUGGAUGUAGUCCGCCAUAAAACCCACAGAAGAAGAAGAAGAAGAAAGUGAAGAUGGCGGACUUGUUGGAGACCGGGCCGUCAGAUGAAAAAGAAACCGACAAUGAGGGCAAGAAGAAGGUGAAACGGCCAUGGGAUGACAUACCAAGGUCGGAGAAAAUCGGUAGAACUCCAGAUUUGGCGGAAACAUUGGGCUUUUACGAUAUAAAUGCUGUCAGACGGGAGCAACGUGAACGCGAUAACUCAGAUCCGUCGCUGGCACGCUUCCUGUGUGCUGAGCUGACCCGGGGCUACUUCCUGGAGCACAACGAAGCAAAAUACACGGAGCGCAGAGAGAGAGUGUACACAUGCAUGCGCAUUCCCAGAGAACUGGAAAAGCUGAUGAUCUUUGGCUUCUUCCUUUGUCUGGAUGCCUUCCUCUAUGUGUUCACUUUGCUGCCCCUGCGGGUGCUGCUGGCCCUGCUACACCUCUUCACCCUGCCCUGCUGCGGCCUCCGGGCAAACGUAUGCCCCUACUGCAAUCGGAGCAGUGGCUCGCUCCUGCUGCAGCCGGCCCAGGUGUGUGACAUCUUGAAGGGACUGAUAAUGGUGCUGUGCUACUCCAUGAUGCACUACGUGGACUACAGCAUGAUGUACCACCUGAUCCGGGGACAGUCCGUCAUCAAACUCUAUAUCAUCUACAACAUGCUGGAGGUAGCCGACAGGCUGUUCUCGUCGUUUGGCCAAGACAUCCUUGACGCGCUCUACUGGACGGCCACAGAGCCCAAAGAGAGGAAGAGAGACAGCAUAGGGCUCAUCCCCCAUUUCAUCAUGGCUGUGUUCUACGUCUUCCUGCAUGCCAUCCUCAUCAUGGUCCAGGCGUCAACGCUCAACGUGGCUUUCAACUCCCACAAUAAGUCCCUGCUGACCAUUAUGAUGUCCAACAACUUUGUGGAGAUCAAAGGAAGUGUGUUCAAGAAGUUUGAGAAGAACAACCUCUUUCAGAUGUCCAACAGUGAUAUCAAGGAACGUUUCACCAGCUAUGUGCUCCUGCUCAUCGUCUGCCUCAGGAACAUGGAGCAGUUCUCCUGGAACCCAGAUCAUCUCUGGGUGUUGUUACCUGACGUCUUCAUGGUGAUCGCCUCAGAGAUCGCCGUGGACAUCAUCAAACACGCCUUCAUCACCAAGUUCAACGAGAUCACGGCAGAUGUAUACAGUGAAUACAGAGCCAGCUUGGCCUUCGAUCUCGUCAGCAGUCGGCAGAAAAACGCCUGCACAGACUACAGUGACUCUGUAGCCAGAAGAAUGGGCUUCAUUCCUCUUCCUCUUGCAGUCCUGCUAAUCCGAGUGUUGAUGAGUUCAGUGAAUGUACAGGGAGCCCUGUCCUACUCCUGUGUGUUCCUCUUCUACUUGGGAAUGGUGACCCUGAAGGUGCUGAACAGUAUCGUGCUACUGGGGAAGUCGUGUGUGUACGUGAAGAGAGCCAACAUGGAGGACAAACUGUUUGAGAGGCCCUCCACAGCCGCCCCCGGGAAGACGUCCAGUAGAACCAGGAAAACAUCCAGAUGUACUGCCCCCUCAGGUGAUCCAUCAGGUGAACCGUGGUCCGAGCGGUCCCCAUCCACUCCUUCCUGCACCUCCGUCCCCCCAUCCUCCUCUGUCACCGCCCAGCCUACCCCCACUGCCAGCCCCACCCUGCGGCCAGAGACUGUACCCCCUUCCCCCUCCACUUCCACCACCCCAGCCAGCCCUCCCAGCCCCUCCACCAGCCCAGAGCCAGACCCGGACCCUGACCCCCUGACCCCCUCACCCCCUGACCCCCUGACCCCCCCUGAGCAGAAAGAGGAGGAAAGGAUGGAAGGCACAGAGCUCAAGCACAGGACCCCUAAAAAGGACCUGCUGGAUGUCGACCGCUUCACGAUAUGCGGGAACCGUAUCGAUUGACCCCCUCCCGAGCCAGGAAGUGAUAAUCACUCAGGAGAGGCGGUGAGCCAGACGCACGUCAGCACUUCGGCUCUCUUAGCCAAAGCCAGCGGAAGCAACAUGUAUUUAUUGAGCUAGACAUACAGUAAGUUAUUGAGAUACAGUAAGUUUUUGUGGACUCUGGGACUGGCUGUUUAAUGUAAGUCGACCUGUUGUUUUUUUGGGGCUCGACAAAGAGAACUAAGUUGGUUGGGCGACGGAAGAAUGCGAGAGGUAUUGUUGUUUCCAUGACAACCCAGUGUGCGCCUGUCUGUACAUGAAGUGUGCGAGCGAGCGUGUGUGUGUGCAUGGACACGAACGUGGAACAUGAGAAAUGGGGUCUCUUCUCAGAUAAGCAUCCAGCAAAAACGAACUGCAAAUGGGGUUUCUGGAUCAUUAUGGUUUACAGGAAAACAAUACCAUGUUAAAACGAUUAUCUGUCAAUGUUAUACCGUUUAUAUGGACAUAUUAGAUCAAAAUGACUGAAAAGGAUAAACUAUUUGCUUAUCAAAAAGCUUUACCCGAUUUAAUUAGAAAUUAGUGGUAUGAAAUAUCACGUUUGGUACGAGCUCCAUUUGGUAGUGUGAAGAACAUCUCCACAUAAGUGACUAUUUUUAGAGAGCUUUCUUUUACAGGUGUUUUAAUAUCAUUCAGUUUGAUUUAAAAGAGCCAAGGGUACCCUUCAUUUGAUGGUUCUAUGUUCGCCAUUACCACAAUUAUUGCUCAUAAUACAUAUUUGUUUUGUGGAAAGUUCAUAACAGCAUUUUAUGAUGACAAUAAUCCUUAUUUUGCUGUAUUCUGGGUUGUCAAACCUUUGGGGAUUUUUGUUAUGAAUGUUUGCACUGAUGUACCGUAUUGUCUUAAAUAUGCUACAUAUGACAGGUUUUCUAGCUAUUUCUCUUCAUUUCAUGGUCAUGCAAUGUUUUAAUGUUUACUUCCCCAGCAUUUCAGAAGCAAUAUAUCCAAAACAUAGUGCAUAUAUUUUUGCCCUUGCUUUUUUAAUUAUGUUAUUUUACCAUGCCUUGAGUGAAGUUGUUUGCUUUGAUUUGGCCUUUGUAUUUUAUUGCUAGAGUUAAUUAUAAGAUCACAUUAUUUUUGCUAUACCAAUGACCAAAAUGUAUAUUAGACCGGCAUGAUUCUGAUUUGGUACCCAUCUAUUAGAAUGUAAUAAGUGAAACAUAAUGUUUUAUUUUAGUUACCAUAUUGUAUCAUUUUAUACUAUAUUUAAACACCUGGCCAUAAUUUUAGAGUAGAAAUCAAUAAAUGAUGCAACGUGACACAGCACGUCAUUGGUCUUGCUGUUUAGGGUCUUUAGGCAACACUUUACAUGGUGUACAGUAUGUUAGCAUAUGUUAGCACAAGCCGUUACCACUGCUGUCUGUUUUCCAAGGAAAGACACAGAGGUGAGUGCUUACUGUAAGUGGUACGUACCAGGGUUGGGGUCAAUUCCGUUUUCAAUUCAGUUUGUUCAUGAUCUGGAUUGACUGAAUUGAAAACAUAAUUGACCCCAACCCUGGUAAGUAUUGCACAACUGUUACAGGAUAUUCAUGACGGCUAUGUUUCCACUGGUACAAUAGGUACUCUGGUAUAAGCACUAUGUAAUGUAAAUGGCUGCCAUUUUUUUCUCGCUGUUAUGAAAAUAUGUAAAGUGUAACAUACUCACGCAUAUCAGCAUUGAUCAGAUUUUGUUUGAAAAAAUUGCUGUUUUUAAUGUUCAUUACCAUUGUAAUAAGGAAGAUCUUUCUAUUUUUGGAGCUGCCAGAUCAAAUCAAACAAUUUUAUUUGUCACGUGCUGAAUACAACAGCUGUAGACUUUGAUUAGUAUUUUGCGCAUAGAACUUCCACAGAACCAUCUCCAUGGGGUUUUGUACUGUUCUGAUGCAAUGAUUAUAAAAACUGUUCACUUAAUCUCAUCUGUUUGGUUCAUAAGAACUUCACCAUGAUAUAAAAUGGCCCUCUUUUUGGGGUGAUGAUGAAUAAAAGUUAUUUUGUA